UGGAAUCAGUGGUGUUGUAUAUGUGUCUGUGGACGUUUUGUUGCACAGAAUACCACAAUUCUGUUAACUGUUAAAGUUAUUAACCACUGUCGCUACUAUUUAAUCAUGCUGUUGCUGAACGUGAAAAUUAAUCCCAUAAGCAUAAUGGUUGUGUUAGUUGUGAGUGGACUGCUAAUAUUUUACAUAUGGUCCGGCAGACGUCAUCAGUCUCAUACUCAUAGUGAUGAUAGUAAUAUGUCUGCCGAGAAAGUUAGCAUCAUGCAGUUGCUCAGCGUCAGCAUUGACGCAGCACAUCGCGGUGGGAGAGAGGUAAUAGCUGUAAGAGAGAGUAGCAACAUCAAAGAGAAGAGCAAAGGGAAAACGAAGGAAGGUGCAAACAAUCCUAUAACCGAGGGAGAUGUGCGCUCGCACCGGGCGAUGGUCGGUGCAAUCAAGAAGGCUUUCCCCGAUUUGGUGGUGAUCUCGGAGGAGCAUGAGAAUCUACCGGACGACCUGCAGCGAGUGCCCGUGCCCGACCGCUUCAUAGAGGAGGUCACGACGAAGUUCGUCGACGACGUCAGCGUGCCGAUCAGUGACAUCGUCGUGUGGAUCGAUCCGCUGGAUGCUACGCAAGAGUAUACGGAAAACCUGCUCCACUACGUCACUACGAUGGUGUGCGUUGCGGUGAAGGGAGAACCGGUGCUGGGAGUCAUCCACCAGCCGUUCGAGAAAUACACGGCUUGGGGCUGGGUGGACCAUGGCCACUCUGACAAGCUCAGCAUACAGCAGUCGACAGCUGAUGGCAUCAAGAUCAUCGCAUCUAGAGCGCACCAGGGAACCGUCAACGAGACAGCGAUAAAGGCAUUCGGUCCCACCACACAAGUUAUUCCAGCGGGCGGAGCAGGUUACAAGACGCUGCAGGUGAUACAAGGCAAUGCAGACGCGUACCUGCACACGACGCUCAUCAAGAAGUGGGACAUCUGCGCGGGCGCGGCGUUGCUGAAGUCGGUCGGGGGAACAAUGACGACUCGGGCGGGCGCAACGAUCGACUUCUCGGCUGCCGGCAGUUCGAAGAACGACGGCGGCUUGCUGGCGACGCUGCAUGACCACGACCUCUUCCUCACCAAGCUGACUGCCGCCGCCGCCGCCGCGUGAGACCCUGCCUCACCCCUGCCUCGUCGCGUGAGACCCUGCCUCACCCCUGCCUCGCCGCGUGAGACCCUGCCUCACCCCUGCCUCGUCGCGUGAGACCCUGCCUCACCCCUGCCUCGUCGCGUGAGACCCUGCCUCACCCCUGCCUCGUCGCGUGAGACCCUGCCUCACCCCUGCCUCGCCGCGUGAGACCCUGCCUCACCCCUGCCUCGU
Molecule: messenger RNA, 1344 nt
Organism: Priapulus caudatus
Lineage: Eukaryota; Metazoa; Priapulida; Priapulimorpha; Priapulimorphida; Priapulidae
Product: inositol monophosphatase 3-like
Exons: 5
Coding region: 106-1134 (342 amino acids)
Biological process (GO): phosphatidylinositol phosphate biosynthetic process
Cellular component (GO): endomembrane system
Molecular function (GO): 3'-nucleotidase activity
Source: RefSeq, a predicted model, not a curated record